Molecule: messenger RNA, 303 nt
Organism: Lathyrus sativus (Indian pea)
Lineage: Eukaryota; Viridiplantae; Streptophyta; Magnoliopsida; Fabales; Fabaceae
Source: the annotation of a GenBank genome assembly
AUGGAGAUUUCAACACAACAACUCAGCGCGUACAACGGCACAGAUCCAUCGAAGCCUAUAUACGUUGCGAUGAAGGGUCGCGUGUUCGACGUCACCACCGGCAAAUCGUUCUACGGUCCCGGCGGAGCCUACGCUAUGUUCGCCGGCAGAGACGCGAGCAGAGCACUGGCGAAGAUGAGCAAAAACGAAGAAGACAUCACCUCGUCGCUGGAUGGACUCACCGAGAAAGAGAUUGGAGUUCUCAAUGAUUGGGAAACGAAGUUCGUCGCUAAAUACCCUAUUGUUGGAACCCUGGUUAAUUAA